Messenger RNA from Phalaenopsis equestris, 1466 nucleotides. Its product is annotated as alpha-galactosidase-like. Gene Ontology annotation, molecular function: hydrolase activity, hydrolyzing O-glycosyl compounds. The coding region runs from base 104 to 1339 and encodes 411 amino acids. Gene Ontology annotation, biological process: carbohydrate metabolic process. The record is from RefSeq and is a predicted model, not a curated record. Lineage: Eukaryota; Viridiplantae; Streptophyta; Magnoliopsida; Asparagales; Orchidaceae. The transcript is spliced from 15 exons.
CUUAGCGGCUAUUUCAGAAGUUCCCUACUCUCGUGAUCUCCUAGUGGUACUUCCCACUUCCCCUCUGUUCAUCGACCACCCUGCGAAAUAAUUUGGCAAGAGUAUGGAUGGGCCGAGGCGGGUCGUGAUCGGCCCGACGACCCUGGCUGCCAUUUUUUUGGCUUUGAUGCUUCUGGUGAUCUCUGUGGCUGGGCGGGUUGUGGAGGAUAGACGGCGGUGGGUUGCAGGGACGAGGAGGGGGAGUUUCGUCUUGGAUAAUGGCCUUGGCCGAACUCCUCCGAUGGGGUGGAAUAGUUGGAAUCAUUUUCAGUGCAAAAUCGACGAGAAGAUGAUUAGGGAAACUGCUGAUGCCUUGGUUUCAACUGGUCUAGCAUCAUUGGGCUACAAGUACGUAAAUUUAGAUGAUUGCUGGGGUGAAUCAAUUAGGGAUUCCCAGGGUAAUUUAGUCCCAAAAUCAUCAACAUUUCCCUCAGGCAUCAAGUCCCUUGCAGACUAUCUUCAUGAAAAGGGCCUCAAGCUUGGAAUCUACAGUGAUGCUGGGACUCAAACAUGCUCGAAGACUAUGCCGGGAUCACUAGGACAUGAGCAGCAAGAUGCCAGUACCUUUGCUUCGUGGGAAGUGGACUAUUUGAAAUAUGACAACUGCAACAAUCAGAAUGUCGACCUGAAAGAAAGGUACAAGAAUAUGAGCCAAGCUCUUUUGAAUUCAGGGAGGAACAUCUUCUUUUCAUUGUGUGAAUGGGGCCAAGAAGACCCUGCAACCUGGGCUGGCAGUGUAGGAAAUAGCUGGAGGACAACCGGUGACAUUGAAGACAAGUGGGACAGCAUGACUUCUCGGGCCGAUCUAAAUGACAAAUGGGCUUCAUAUGCAGGACCAGGAGGAUGGAAUGACCCUGACAUGCUCGAAGUAGGAAAUGGUGGCAUGACAACUGAAGAAUAUCGAUCACAUUUCAGUAUAUGGGCAUUGGCUAAGGCUCCUUUGCUUAUUGGAUGUGAUGUGCGCUCUAUGAGUAAUGAGACUUUCUCAAUACUAAGCAACUCAGAGGUCAUUGCUGUUAACCAAGAUAAGCUUGGAGUUCAAGGGAAGAAAGUAAAAUCUAACGGCAACAUUGAGGUUUGGGCUGGUCCUCUCAGUGGAGGGAAGGUAGCUGUUGUUCUAUGGAACAGAGGAUCAUCUCAGACAUCCAUUACCGUAAACUGGGCUGAUAUUGGUCUGAAUUCAUCAACUAUUGUUGAUGCUCGUGAUCUAUGGGAGCAUUCAAAUACUUCUGUUGAAGGGAAUUUGACUGCCACUGCUGCUUCUCAUGCCUGCAAGAUGUAUGUGCUGACACCAAAAUGAUGGAUUAUGUUCAGACUUUCAAAAUUCAAUCAUAAUUUAAUUUUAUCAUUAGAGUUUGUUCAUACACUAACUAUAUUAUUGUUAAAAUAAUACUGGGUGUGCAUGUCUUAGAGUUUAUGAUUUUAUA